UACUGACAAGACGGCCACCCUCCCUGCUCGAAUCACAGGAAAGAAGCCACCGUUCGGAAGAGCCGCACGGAAAGAGAGGAAACGCGAGAGACGAAUCAUGACCUUGAGAUGAGCGGGGAGGAAGAAGACGGAGUCCCACGUUCCCAGGCGGGGUCCGCUGACAGUAAUUUGUGUUUUCGGGGACACGAAGGUGGCGGAAUGCACUGGAAUAAAACGGAUGGUUUUGAAGACACUGGCGGCAGUGUAUCAGGGUAGCCGGCUCGGGUGGAUGGGUGAUAGAGGACUGGUACAAUGAAGAUUCUCCUACUCAUAUCGGCGUGCGUGGCAGCAACCCUCGCGGCGACCCAGGAAGGGUUCAGCGCACCGCCGCCGCCUCAGCCGCGAUACAACGCGCCGGGAACGCAGCAGGAGCCGCAGCAGCAACCACAGUCACCAGAGUCGAGCUACAGUCAGCCGCCUCAGUCAACCUUCAACCAGCCACCAGAGCCGUCGCAAUCGGGAUUUAACCAGCAGCCUCAGUCCGCUUUCAGCCAGCAGCUUCAGUCUGGCUUUAGCCAAGAGCCACAGUCAACUUUCAACCAGCCGCCACAGUCAAGCUACAGUCAGCCACCGCAGUCGGGUUUUAACCAGCAGCCACAGUCUGCUUUUAGCCAGCCGCCACAGUCUGGCUUUAGCCAAGCGCCGCAGUCAAGGACGCCACAGUCAACUUUUGACCAGCCACCACAGUCAAGCUACAGUCAGCCAUCGCAGUCAGGAUUUAGCCAGCAGCCACAGCCGGGCUUUAACCAGCAGCCACAGUCGGGUUUUAACCAGCAGCCACAAUCGGGUGUUAACCAGCCAGCGCAAAAUGGCUUCAACCAGCUGUCAUCUCAAGCGGGCUUCAACCAGCCGUCUCAGUCAGGCUUCAACCAGCCCGAGUCGAGUUACAACCAGCCUCCUCAGUCAGGCUUCAACCAGCCCGAGUCGAGUUACAACCAGCCUCCUCAGUCAGGCUUCAACCAACCCGAGUCGAGUUACAACCAGCCUCCUCAGUCAGGCUUCAACCAACCCGAGUCGAGUUACAGCCAGCCGUCACCGUCGAGAUUCAACCAGCCACCACAGUCGGGUUUCAACCAGCCACCGCAAUCCAGCUUUAAUCAGCCUCCACAAUCCACCUACAGCCAACCGCCACCCGAGGCCAGUCAGCAGAACUUCGGUGUGGUUAAUCCACAGGGUGGCUUUGGAGGACAGAAAACCGGGUUCGGUCCCCCACAAGGAGCUAUUGGGCAGCAGCCGAAUGGAGUUGUCGGUCAGCAAGGAGGUUUCACCGGUCAGCAAAAUGCGUUGGAUCGUCCCGUCGGCUCCCCUGGUUUCGGAGCCCAGCAGGGCGGUUUUAGACGCCAGCAAGCGGGUUUGGGGGCCCAGCCGGGCGCUUUCGGGACCCAGCAAGGUGCCUUUGGAGCUCAGCCGGGCGGUUUUGGAGCUCAGCCGGGCGGUUUAAGAGGUCAGCAGGGCGCCUUCAGAGGUCAGCAAGGCACCUUCAGAGGCCAGCAGGGCGGUUUCGGAGGCGCCCCCGGUGCCGGGUACGGCUCUCCUGGUCCCUUGGAUGGGAGCUACUACGGACCGGCCCAAUACGCGUUUCAGUACGAGGUCAACGACCCCACUUACGGUACCCAGUACUCCCGCCAGGAGAGUCGCGAGGGCGCCAACACGCAGGGCUCGUACCGUGUGCUGCUGCCGGACACCCGUGUAAUGAUAGUCAACUAUAGAGUGGCGGGUGAUCGGGGAUACGAAGCCGACGUCCAGUACCAGGGCGAGGCUCAGCCUUAUCAGCCACCAGUCCCCGGAUACGGCCCUCAGCGGCAGCAGUUCCAGAACAGACCUGGUGCGGGUUACCCACUGCAGAACCAGGUACCUCAGCAGCAGCCGCCUCAGCAGAUACGACCGCAGACGCAGCAAUUCCAGCCACAGCAGCCGCAGUACCAGGGUCGAUUCCAGGGCAGGAGGUAGAGCGGCGGGCACAAAAGUCAUCAUGGUGACAUCAGUGCUACUUUGGCUCACAAUGGAUGUAAAAUAGGAUUUGGAUAUGAAAAAUGAACUUGGAUUAGAUAAGAGGUCCUUAUGUUAUAUGUGUUGCGUGUGUGCCAAUGUCUGUCAAUUUCAUGUCGAAGCUAAAGGGCAGGUGUUUUAGUUAGGCACUUAUGUGUACAUGCUUUACGUAAGCUUUAAAUAGAUACUGCCAAACCAGAGUUGCUUGUCCAUAUUGUGUCUUAUGUUUUCUGCCUCAAAAUAAUAAAACGUAUUUAAUUAGCAAUUAGCAUGCUUAUGAAUCCUUGAAAAUGAGCAUUUCAGAAUUUGAUCUUAACAGCAUCAGGGUAUUUAAUGAUAAAAUAUAAUCAAUUUAUGAGCAUCGAAUCAAGGAAAAACAAACAAACCCUCAGUUUUUAAUUUGCAAUUUGCA
This is a messenger RNA of Amphibalanus amphitrite, 2440 nucleotides long. Its product is annotated as glutenin, high molecular weight subunit PW212-like. The record is from RefSeq and is a predicted model, not a curated record. Bases 292 to 1989 code for a protein of 565 amino acids. Gene Ontology annotation, cellular component: extracellular matrix. The transcript has 4 exons. Lineage: Eukaryota; Metazoa; Arthropoda; Thecostraca; Balanomorpha; Balanidae.